CAAGGGAAAAAAGUUAGAAAAUGAAGUCAGGGUGACAGAGGGUAAGAAAAUUUUUUAGGAAGGGAAAGAAAAAGAAAAAGAUUUAUGAUAUUUGAUAAUAGUUUAUAAUUUAACUGUAAAUGGAUUCCAACUUGAAAGUGUGGGAACAAAAUUCCGGUAGGAAAGUUAAUCGGCCUAAUAAAAACAAGAAUUGAAAAGUAACCAAUAUUCGGAAUUUAGCUUUAUCAACUAACAGUCGUUACGCUAGCAGUUGCUCUCACUCAUUUUCCGCCAUUAUUGUUUGCUUCUCGACCAAGCCAUUUUCCUCUCCAAUCCAGUCCUCCUUCUCUUUAACGCUAAAAUCAGUAAAAAUGGCUGAGAAAAUAGUCGACAACAUUUUGGAGAACCUUGGGGAAAACAUUGCGGAGAAUGUUUCAAAGCAGAAAUCUGUUUCAUCAUUCUUUGAGGGGCAGACAUCAAGCUCGGUCAAUUCUAAUUUCAAAAGGCUGUUUGGACGCCAGAAGCCUGUACAUCAUCUUUUAGGGGGCGGAAAAUCUGCUGAUGUUUUUUUAUGGAGGAACAAGAAGAUUUCUGCCAGCGUGUUAAUGGGUGCAACAGCAAUCUGGGUGCUUUUUGAAUGGCUUAAUUACCAUUUUCUAACCCUUCUGUUUGUUGCUAUGGCACUUGGUAUGCUUGUCCAAUUUCUUUGGUUAAAUGUUUCUGGUUUAUUUAACAGAUCACCAUCUAAAGUCCCACGCCUUGUUUUGCCCUCGGAGCUAUUUGUCAACAUUGGUGUUUCAGUUGGUAAUCUGGUUAAUCAAGCUCUGGGGUUUCUUCAGGACGUUUCAUGUGGAGGAAAUUUGAAACAAUCUAUGUUGGUUUUAGCAAGCUUGUGGGUUGCUGCUGUGAUAGGGAGCUGGUGCAACUUUCUGACUGUUUUAUAUGUUGGUUUCGUUGCUGCCCACACAUUACCAGUCCUUUAUGAGAAGUAUGAAGAUCAAGUUGACAGCUUUGUAUACGAUAUUUUUGGGCAGUUGCAAAACCAAUAUCAAAAGCUUGAUGCCGGUUUCCUCAGCAAGAUCCCCAAAGGAAAGCUCAAAGGGAAGAGCGAAUAAAUCGAUUCGAUUAAUUUCGAGUCUUUUGAUGAUCUUAUUUAGUAGAAAACAUGGUAUUGUCAUCUGUAAAAUAUUAGUUUAUUAUAAAGGCUCCCUUGUUGUUUAUUAUGAGAUGUUAAGGGUGUAUUUAGUUGGAGUAAUGUUUAUUAUAAAAAAAGGAAAAAUUACUGUAAAGAUAUAUCACUUGGAAAGUAAGUAUAAAUAAUUAUUAUGUUUA
This is a messenger RNA of Mangifera indica (mango), 1311 nucleotides long. RefSeq names its product reticulon-like protein B8. Lineage: Eukaryota; Viridiplantae; Streptophyta; Magnoliopsida; Sapindales; Anacardiaceae. The record is from RefSeq and is a predicted model, not a curated record. The transcript has 6 exons. Bases 351 to 1094 code for a protein of 247 amino acids.